CCUCCAAAGACCAAACAUUCAAUGUUCAUACUGGCCUGCACUGGUCGGGGAGCAAGACGACAGACAGGCCAUGACUGCUACCGAGUUGAGCAAUUGGAUGCCACGACAGGUAACGCUCGUGAUGUCCGACAUACUACUUGGUACCUAAUCAAGCAUUCAAGCCCCGUAGGAUGGGCCCCGAGACACCGUGGGAGUAUGGCCGCCAUUCGUAUCUCGCAUCGCUGGGUGCGAGACGGGGUUCGUCCCUUGGACCCUUCCGCACCAACAUGUCUAGCGUCAACCCGCCUCCCUGCUAGUGCCGCCUCAAGGAUGGCUAACUAUGGCGUCCUGGUAGGUGCCAUAUAAGCCUCCUGAAGUUCACGGUCACCUGCGUCUUCGACUUUGUGCAUAUGUCGGCCACGCUUAACCGGCCACUUCUUCCUCUUCAUUGCGCAUCGAAACAUGGUCCAGAGAUAGAUUGCUGAGCCUCAACAUGGCCACCGCGACCGGCCAGGCGACCGAUGGGUCGGCCGACAAGACAUCACCGUCGACGGCAACUGAGAGCGAUAGCCCAUCGCCACUGGCGCCCCAGGGCGACCACGAUGCCCCUCCAGCAGAGGCCAAGGCUCGCCCCGAGCGGACCGCCUCUUUCAACGACUACCUCCGUGUCUUUCGCUAUGCGAACAAAUGGGACUUUGUCGCCUAUGCCGCCGGCUCCCUGGCGUCUAUAGGCGCAGGCAUCACGCUACCCCUGAUGAAUGUAGUCUUCGGCAGGUUUGUGGGUGACUUCACGGCCUUUGACUCAAGUGGCUCCAACUCCGUACAAGACCAGUUCCGAAGCAACCUCAGCCGUCUAUCCUUGUACAUGUUUGGUUUGUUCCUGGGUCGGCUGGUGCUCAACUAUAUUAACAAGCUUUGUUUUCGCAUGAUUGGGAUUCGGCUAUCUUCCGCCAUUCGCUUGCAUUAUCUUCAACGACUUUUCGCACAAAGCAUCCAUGUCCUGGACUCCAUGCCACCUGGCUACGCGACCAGUACCAUCACAACAACAAGCAACACUCUUCAACUGGGCAUCUCAGAGAAACUUGGUGUGUUCGUUGAGUUUAUGUCAACCAUUAUAGCCGCCAUCGUCAUUGCCUUUACCUACAGCUGGUCCUUGACCUUGGUCACGUCCGCGUCGAUUCUCUUCAUACUCAUCACUGUUAGCAUAUUGCUGCCUCUGAUCGUGAAGUCCCAUGGGCGAAUGACAAAGUCCGAGGCCAAAGCCUCCGCUGUCGCGAGCGAGAGCAUGGAUAGCAUUCGAAUGAUUGUGGCUUGUGGCGCAGAGUCACGCAUUGCCCAAAAAUACGCCACUUUCGUCGAAGAAACCAAGAAGCACGCCCGCUUCAUGAGCCCAUUUGUGGCUCUUCAGUUUGGUCUCAUUUUCUUUUCUGUUUUUUCUGCUUUUGCUCUCGCCUUUUGGUAUGGCACUAAAUCCCUGCUGGAAGGCAGAUUAGACAAUGUCGGUACAAUUGUCGUCGUUUUGCUCUCCGUGAUGAUGGUAGUCUUCUCUCUAGAGCGCACCUCGAACCCUAUGCUGGCUGUUGGAAAGGCCACUGUGGCUGCUUGCCAAUUUUUCACUGUCAUUGAUGCUCCUUUACCCAACAAGGGCCACUUGAAAGACCCCGACGUGUCAGCCACGGACGACAUCAAGUUCGAAAACGUCACAUUCGCCUAUCCAAGCCGACCCCAUGUAAAAAUUCUGGACAGCCUGGACCUUACGAUCGAGUCAGGAAAGCUUACAGCGAUUGUUGGCCCCUCUGGUUCUGGAAAGAGCACCAUAGUCGGGCUGAUAGAGCGAUGGUACACUCUGAAGGAGCAAUAUACAAUCGAAAAAGCUGUCGAACAGAAGAAAAAGAAAAAGAAGAAAUCGAAGAAGGGUGAACAAGAAGAGGAGGAGGAAGAUGAUGAUGAGGAGCCCGGUGAGGUCAAUCCCGAGGAAACAGGCCCUCCGAUCCAGUUGAGCGGAAGAGUUCUCACUUCUGGCCACUCCAUCGACGAGAUUGAACUCAAGUGGUGGCGAUCGCAGAUCGGCCUUGUCCAACAGGAGCCAUUUCUCUUCAACGACACCAUCUUCACCAACGUGGCAAACGGUCUAAUAGGCUCUCAGUGGGAGAAGGAGCCAGAGGAACGAAAACGGGAGCUUGUCAGAGAAGCCUGCAAAGAGGCUUUUGCCGACGAAUUCAUCGACAAGCUGCCAGAUGGCUACAACACAAUUGUGGGAGAUGGAGGUGCCAAAUUAUCUGGUGGCCAGCGCCAACGAAUUGCUAUUGCUCGAUCGAUUGUGCGCAAGCCAAAGAUUCUCAUUCUCGAUGAGGCUACGAGCGCAAUAGAUGUCCGCGGCGAGCGCAUAGUACAAGCUGCUCUGGAUCGAGUUGCCCAGAACCGAACCACGAUCACCAUCGCCCACCGUCUAUCGACAAUCAAGAAGGCUGAUCGCAUUGUGGUGCUGAAGAAGGGCCAGGUCGUCGAAACCGGUACCCAUCAGAGCCUCAUGAGCAAGGAUGGCGGAGUAUACGCUGCCCUUGUCAAUGCCCAGGCCCUGUCUCUCGGCGGCCCAACCGAGGCGGGCGAGGAGCAUGCCGGCACUGAUGGCGACAAAGCCUCGCUCGAGCGCAAGAGGAGUCGCGCCAAGUCGGAGAACCAGGAGGCUCGCCCCGAUGAGAAGGAAAAGAACCGAAACAUUUUCACAAGCUUCGGCCGCUUCUUCUACGAGUCGAACCAGUAUUGGUGGCUCAUGGCGAUCACCAUCUUCUUCUCCGCGUGCGCUGGAGCGGCGAUCCCGCUCCAGGCAUGGCUCUUUGCCCAGAUCGUUGUCGUCUUCUCACCAACCGAAACCGACAUGCAGGGCAAGAGCGAGUUCUGGUCGCUCAUGUGGCUCGUGCUCGCCAUUGGCACUGGCCUGGCCUACUUUGGAUGCUUUCUGGCCUCCACGCAGGUGGCUGCCAUUAUCCGCGCCAAAUAUCAGAAGCAGUAUUUUGAGGCUGUUCUUCACCAGAAGACGUCCUUCUUCGACGAGGAAGAUCACUCUCAAGGCACUAUGACGGCCAGGAGCUCAGGAGACCCGCAGAAACUGGAAGAGCUCAUGGGCCCCAACAUGGCCAGCGUCUACAUCGCCGUAUUCAACCUCGUCGGGUCUCUUGCGAUUGCCUUUUCGUUUGGAUGGAAGCUUGCGCUCCUCGCCUGCUGCGUCGUCAUGCCAGUCAGCAUUGCCACCACGUACUGGCGGUUCAAGUACGAGAUUGAGUUCGACAAGAUGAACAACGAGGUCUUUGCCGAGAGCUCCAAGUUUGCCUCAGAAUCAAUCGGCGCAUUUCGAACCGUCGCAUCGCUCACAUCGGAAGACGCUAUCUGCGAUAGAUUCGAAAAACUCUGCCGAGGACAUGUCGUUACGGCGUUUAACAAGGCUCGAUGGGUCAGCCUGCUGUUCGCGUUUUCCGACAGCUCAUCGUUGGCAUGCCAGACUUUGAUAUUCUAUUACGGCGGCAAGCUCCUGGCCGACGGCGAGUACACGGCCCUGCAGUUCUUCGUCUGCUUCAUGGCAACGAUCCAGUCUGGCGAGGCCGCGGGGCAGGGGCUCAGUUUUGGUCCAAACGCCGCGCAGGUGACGGCUGCGUCGAAUCGUAUCCUGAACAUGAGGGAAUCGCGCCUUCGCGAGACCUAUUCGGAAAAGGAGUCCAUCCCUGACACCCAGGGAGGUAUGAAGAUUGAGCUGGAGAACAUGCACUUCUCGUAUCCCACGCGGGAUGUGCCGGUGUUUCAGGGGCUCAGCCUCACUAUCGAGAAGGGCCAGUUCGCCGCGCUGGUCGGGGCGUCUGGCUGCGGUAAGACGAGUAUUAUCUCGCUUUUGGAAAGAUUCUAUGACCUCGACAAGGGGCGCAUUCUGUGCAAUGGCAAGGACGUUAGCAAAAUCAAUGCCUAUGCCUACCGCAAGCACUUGUCUCUUGUGGCCCAAGAGGCGAAGCUCUUCCAAGGCACCAUAAGGGAGAACGUCCUUCUCGGUGUUGACGACACGGCCGUGACCGACGAGCAGCUCCACCAGGCCUGUCGCGACGCCUCGAUCCACGACUUCAUAGUGUCGCUUCCCGAGGGCUACAACACCAACAUUGGCUCCAAGGGCGUGACAUUGUCGGGUGGGCAGAAGCAGCGGGUGGCUAUCGCCCGUGCCCUCAUCCGAGACCCCGACAUCUUGCUCCUGGACGAGGCCACGAGCUCGCUCGACUCGGAGAGCGAGAAGCUCGUGCAGGCGGCGUUUGAGCGCGCCGGCAAGGGUCGCACGAUGGUGGUGGUGGCGCAUCGCCUGGCGACGGUGCAGAACGCAGACGUCAUCUUCGUGCUCGGCGAGGGCAAGCUCCUCGAGAAGGGCAACCACGCCGAGCUGCUGAGCAAACGGGGCGUCUAUUGGCAAAUGUGCCAAAGCCAAGCCCUCGAUCGUUGAAGCGGACGGGACACGGAAUUGGAAGCACAUGCACGCAUGUGAGAGAGAGACUCUUGAUUGGCGUUUUGGAAAUCACACCUCUAGAAGACAUGAGCAUUGCGCGCCAUCUGGGGACUGUCUAUGUACUAGCAUUUUGGGCACCUAUACUGGUUGAAAUGAGCCUCUCCACUGUCGAGGACGAGAAUAUGACGCUCAAAAACAACAUCUUCGCUUGCUUUUUC
Purpureocillium takamizusanense is the source of this 4674-nucleotide messenger RNA. RefSeq names its product ABC transporter bea3 (gene BEA3). The record is from RefSeq and is a predicted model, not a curated record. Gene Ontology annotation, cellular component: membrane. The transcript is spliced from 12 exons. Gene Ontology annotation, biological process: transmembrane transport. Lineage: Eukaryota; Fungi; Ascomycota; Sordariomycetes; Hypocreales; Ophiocordycipitaceae. Gene Ontology annotation, molecular function: ATP hydrolysis activity; ATP binding; ABC-type oligopeptide transporter activity. Bases 473 to 4453 code for a protein of 1326 amino acids.